CCGCGUCCCGUCCGAUCGCCAUGGGUGUCCGCGACCUCUUCUUCCCCCUCGAGCCACCAUUGCAGGACUCGUCAAGUCCUAGAGAUGAGGAACCCUCCGAAGACUUGAAGAAGGUGCUGCAAUGGCAGGACGAACGCUUGAAGCGCCGCCUGAGCGGGAUGUAUCGCAGCGAAGUUAUGCACCUCAGCCAGCUUGUCAACGAUAAUCUGAAAGCCCCACUAAGGCUAUCGUCUAUCGUGGUCGAAGGCGCAGAUCAUACGCGCGACUCCUUCCUCCGCUUCCUGACCCGCCCCCACCUCGCCCGUGAACACGAAACCCUUGAAGACGUCCUUCACACAGGCCGCUACCUCUCCCACCUUUUGCAAAAGUCGGACGUUUUCAGCCAUGUCGAGGCACGCCUCGAGGGCGCGCGCGACCUCCUUGCCGGCCCCCAUGACGUCGAUCUCGUCCUCCGCACCAAGGAGCGCGGCCGCUUUUUCCUCAAGACUGCAACGGAGCUCGGAAACAAUGAGGGCAGCGCCAGCUUGACGGCGCGCGUGCGCAAUGUCUUUGGCGGCGCGGAGAUGUUCGACGCGAAUGUUUCCUUUGGCACGAAGACGCGGCGCGCGUUCACUGCGUCGCUCACGGCUCCACUUACGCCCGACCUGGAAACUAGCGCGCUGCUUACGGCGUAUGGCUUGCAACGGGAUUGGACGAACUUCGCAAGCUGCAUGGAGGAGCAGGUUGGGGCGAAGGCUGCAGUUAGGAGAGGAACACCCGACGAGGGUGCGCAUGAGCUUGCGUAUGAGGGUGUCGUUAGGCAUGUAGGCAAUCUAGCACCGACUGCGUCUCUUGCGAUGCGCCAGUCCGCCGGCGAGAGCAGCAAGUCGGCGGUCUCGUACACCUACACCUUCGACAGUCGGGAUGACCGCAUAGCCGCAACGCGGGGCCUAUAUGCCAAAUUCGCGAGCGAGUUCGCUGGUCUGGGCGGCGGAGAUGCGCGCUUCGUCAAGACGGAAGCCGAGGCGCAAGCCAGCCGAAGGCUGACUGACCAUAUCUCGCUGUCCAUCGCCAGCAAGACCGGCCUCCUCUACGGUCUUGGCAACAGCCCGCCGCUGUUCCCGGACAAAUUCCGUUUGGGUGGACCGUUAUCCGUGCGGUCCUUCAAAGCCAGUGGCAUGGGUCCACGAGACGGACCGGACCAUCUCGGCGGCGAUUUCUACUGGUCGACGGGCCUGAGCUUUGUCUCCGACAUCCCGCGCAAGCCACAAUGGCCUGUCAAGUUGCACGGGUGGGUCAACGCCGGUCGUCUUGAUGCCCUCGAGCUGGACACCCAGAGCCAACCCGCGUCAAAACCGGCGCCAUCCUUGCUCUCGCAGCUGCAGUCGUCCUUCGCGCGCCCUGCGGUGUCUGUUGGCCUCGGCCUGCUCUACCGAUUCGACCCCGUGCGCAUGGAGCUGAACUUUGGUGUUCCGCUGGUUGCGAGCGAGAGUGACGCAACACGGAAGGGGUUACAGGUGGGAAUGGGACUGGAGUUCCUGUGAGCAGAGAAGUAGGAUGGGACGUACGCAUGUUGUGAUUCAGGUCUACUAUACUAAUAGUGAUGAAUCAUCCCUC
Schizophyllum commune H4-8 is the source of this 1596-nucleotide messenger RNA. RefSeq lists its product as uncharacterized. Lineage: Eukaryota; Fungi; Basidiomycota; Agaricomycetes; Agaricales; Schizophyllaceae. The transcript is spliced from 6 exons. The coding region runs from base 21 to 1523 and encodes 500 amino acids. Gene Ontology annotation, cellular component: outer membrane; SAM complex. Gene Ontology annotation, biological process: protein insertion into mitochondrial outer membrane. The record is from RefSeq and is a predicted model, not a curated record.